AUGGCGAACGAACAGAAUAGCGACCACAAGGGUGGAAAUCCCUCAUGCCAUGCAGAUGAGAGUCGGUACAGUGCAUCCCCGAGAUCGAUACCCAGCAUCGGCUACGAGAUCUGGGCAAGCAAACCAGCAGCCUCCCGCGCCUCCCACCAUCACCCGACCCUUGCCGUUGCCGCUCUCAGCCAACCAGAGACAACCGCCGUGUCGACAAGAGCGCCAUGUGCAAUCCCGACCGGCCUGGAGAGGCGUUCCGGUGACCCAGAUCCAAAGCUGGUGACGGCGAUGGCGAUGGCGAUGCAUAUUGCACGACAAAAGAACCAACCGUUACAACACAAUAUACGCCAUUUCAUGCACUUCAUAACAAGCAAACACCGACCCCGCCCUGGCUGUGGCCUCAGACAAGCCAACGAUGGACUACGGUGCCAUCUUCUAUCUAGCCUGAUCCCGUGCGAACGUGCUCAUGGAGCUCGGAGCUUUCUGCACCCAGCUUGGCUUCCUACGUCCAAAAGGCAGUAUAGUCGCCAUCACAAGCGCCAAAACCAACCAUGUACUAGCCCGUUGGCUGGUGGCGUGCAGCGGUUGUCGUCCUUGCCAGCCCUAGACACAGACUGUUGGCCUAUCGCAUGGGCCGCUCUGCGCUGGGAGAGAGGCCGUUGUAUCGCCGGAGGAAUCGCGCAAAGUGUCUGGGGGAUCGUCAUGCUGGCCAUUGCUGAACCGCAGAGCAAAAAUGAGCAGCAAAGCCUGGCAAUGAGUAACCUGAGAGACACGACUGGAUUCUGGCCCAGAGUUCGCAGCUGUGACGGGAUCGGCCUCGCACUGCAUUCUCACCAUAUCAAACAAACCCAGCCAGCAGGGGGCGUCUGGGAACCGGGAUGCCGUCAACCGCCGCGCCAGGGCCAGCAAGCGACCCAAAUCAAGGGCACUCGAAGCAACAUGCAGACUGUAUUCUGGACUGAAUAUCCAUUCGGCACGUCCCUUCAAAGGACGACAGGCACCACAGCUGCAACGUCUCUUCCUUACAAUACGGAGUACAUCUCGAAUGUCAGGCUCAUGAAGACACCAUGGCCCCUGUCGACCUAUCAGUCAGCACCCGGGCUUCCGUCUCGCCUGGUCUGCACUCCUGUGUAUGAUUUCCUGAAGAGCCAAUCGCAAGUUGAGGAUGCGUUUGACAACGUGAGCAAUCCCAUCUUUGGUUCCGAUCAACCUCAGAUCAACCAUACCGUGGUCGCACCUUACAGCCAAUCGCAAUUCUUCCGUUUCUGGGACCUGUCAAAGGGAUUAUCUACGUUUUUGACAGCUCUCCCUCGCGCGGACGGCUUCGGCUCCGGAGGCGCUGCCUGCGCCAAUACCCUGAUUAGCCUGCUUCCGAAAAAAGGUCUUCUACCAGAAGUUGAAACGGUAGUCAACGGUCUUGACCAGAAUGCACUUAACCAGCAACUCUGCUCAAAUGGAUGCUUCGUUUUGAAGUCAGGCCUGCAAACACUUCCUGAUAAGGCAAAUCCGCGCCGCAUACAUCGCACGCAACUGUUCCAAAACACUCGGACGGAAGAAAAGCAUCCAAUGGUGAAUGCCGUUUCAGUCUACAUCGGUUCCACCAUCAUCGAAUGUUGCGGACGAGGCAUCAAGCCAAGUUGGAAGCUCAGCGACUGGUUGAACCCAAGAACACCCAGACACACCCACGAGGGAAGUUUGGGGCACGUCACAGACGUCAGCUGCGACCGGGCGAUUGACGGGUGGCUUGAAGAGUCAAAGGCAAAGGGAAAACAACAACAGAGUUCAUCGGCUUGGUUUCUUCAACCCAAAGCUUGGGAAAGCUUGGGAUGGACGUUUGAAUCGUGUUCCCUGCCCUCUCACUCGUCGACAGACUCGCGCGGCUAUGUCAAAUACUUGAGCCUGCGACGCUCGCGGACCUUAUUCAGGACUCGCACAAGAAUGCGAUACCUGAAUAGCGUUAGGAUUGGGCUGAAGGGGGUGGGCGUGUCAGCGGCGGAUGGCAUAGCCGCUCUAGCGCACAACUCAACCUUUGCUUGCUUACCUCUCCUCCCAUCCAGGAGACUUCCGGACCCGCCCUAUUGUUUAGGAUGGCUGUUAGACAGGAAUUUUGGGGGAGGGGAGGGGGCGUGGACGGGAUCGAGAAAAGACAAGCAGGGGAGCGCCAUCACGUCAGGGCUCCCCUGGCUGCUACUCUCCUGGCCUACCCCCCAGUCCCCCCUCCAUGAAAACAUCGUCUGUCCAUCCAUUCACCUUAUCCGCAGGCACACUCGUCAGACACACCACCAACUUGACACCAGACAUGCACACACGCGCACAUUGGCAUACGAGCUCGAACCGGAACUUCAACAACCAGUUGCAGAACCAUACGCCCCAUUGCAGCUUUGUGACACACCACCAUUCGCUUUCGUGACGGGAGUUCCCUUUCCUGUCAAGAUGUCUCGAAGUCAUGACAUGUUGGACAAAGCUGCUGGUAUUUGCAGAAUUAACGGCGCCUUCCUGGGUCGAGGGCGCGAGCACGAGCGAUGGAUUUCGCCCAUCAACAACAAGAUGCUAAAUCGAGAGAUUCGAGAGCUCGAGAUCUUCAAGAGCCGAUUGCUCACGGACGAUGAAGGUUGGUCCAGCAAGAGGUUCAGGAAAAUUCAGGACUCCCGCUAUAAUUUCUUGGGGGUGAUCGCUGUAUUGCCGUUCACGACAUCCGGGACCUUGAUUCUCAAGGUUGGAGGAAUCUGUCGUAUACUGAACCCAUCUCCGGUUUACCAUGUUCCCUCGCUGAACCUGCUCCGAUCAGGAAAUGACGGCCAGCCGGGUCAGAGACCGUUACGUACCAGAGUAGGAACCAGGCCACCAGUGCCAACCCCCGGUCUAGUUGAUGGGGGCCUAUUCUUCAUUUAUGACCUGAGCGCGGCCAGAGCGUUACAAGCGACAAUGAAGGGGCUUGGCUGGGAAGUGUAUCCUGUCUCCAUAUCCAUAAUCCGCCGCCGCCGCGCGCGCCCCCCCUUCGGGCAAUUUCAUCUACACUACGUACAUCACAACCGUCCUGGCCCCGGGUGGGAGCCCACGAGCAGCCGGGGAGCACAAUGCUUCUCCCAUCUCUUCCACUCUUCUUCUUGUAUCCUGGUCACUUUCUUUCUCGUUCAGACCCCUAUCCAUGCUGUCCUGCUGGCACAUCCUCAAGUACCACCUCGAGCUAGCAUAAUCAGUCCGUUGCCCGCCAAAGGGAACGCCACCGAAGCAAUCCUAGGACCAGGCCCUGACUGGGGUGUGGGUACGGACGGUGUGGUCCUGCGACCCUGGUCGAGAUGGGCAAUCCCAUCCUCCUUCUUGUUCCUCAUCGACGGCCUGCUUCAAGGCAUUAAGCAUCCGUGGGCUGUGCGCUUCUUCCUCUCCAGUCCAGUCCAGUUUACUUUGCUCUACUACGGAUACCUCACAAGCACAAGUCUACCUACCAACCUACUCUCAGUCAAAGUCUCCACGUUUCAGUGUGCUCAAAUCACCGUCUUAAUUUGUCCAAUUUGGCCCGUCGCCGGGUCCUCCUCUUCCUCCUCCUCGACACUUCUCUCCCAUUUCCUAUUUUGGCACCACAUCUGUGCACCGCUGCCCGUUAAACUUCCUGCACAAGACCUCUUCCCAAGCUCCAAGAUAUACAAAAGGACUGCCAUCCCACCUUGCAUCUACCUCCAGCAUCACCGACCAUCAUCCCAUUCGAGCUGCUUGUUGAUUCACGGCUGGGACCACUUGACCAUCACAUCAGCAUCCUUUUAUCGCUUCUACUUCUUCACGCCUCUGUCUGUCGUUGACGAGCAAUAG
Colletotrichum lupini is the source of this 3798-nucleotide messenger RNA. RefSeq lists its product as uncharacterized. NCBI's taxonomy places the organism in Eukaryota, Fungi, Ascomycota, Sordariomycetes, Glomerellales, Glomerellaceae. The record is from RefSeq and is a predicted model, not a curated record. The transcript is spliced from 22 exons. Bases 1 to 3798 code for a protein of 1265 amino acids.